AUGACUUCCCAAAACACCGACAAGGCGACUCUCCAGAAGCUCUUUCCCACCCCGCCGCCGCCGCCGCCUUCAGCUCAGUCCCCCGCACGGUUCCCCGGAGUCACCCCCGAGUCAACGGCAACGCUGCUGAGAACUCUUGAGGAGAACCAUGUCAAGUGGCACGUUUUCUUCAACUCCAAAGGUUUUCACAACCAUAACUCUCACCAGCUCCUCGCCGUUUACCAGCUCGGAGCGAAUGGCGCCGUGAUCGAAGCCGCGUACGGCAACCACGCUUCUUACAUGCGCGAGGCUGUGGAAUCCCCGGAGCCCAUCACUAAGCAGAACUUCUGCAAGCACCUUGGCGAUGAGAACUUCUACGCCGCUUACCUGAAGUUCUUCCAAAAGGAGCUCAUCAAAAACGGCCCCGCCGUCGUUCUCGAGGAGUACAUCUUCUCGCCCCAGGCGAACAUCGAACCACCGGAGGCGGGCAAGGAGCCUAUGCAGAUGGUCAACCGGUUCCAUUCGGGCCUCCUGCACCCGAUGAUCCACACGGGUUACGGGGCCGAGUUCGGGCUGCCCGGAAUGUUCGCAGAAGGACUGGCUCAGACUGCAGUGCAUGGGUUGACAGCGGCAGCGCUGACCCCUCCUUCCAUCCUGAAAUAUGCUCAAGCAGCAGCCACCGACCUCGGCUCCGCAACCGUGUCGCGCCUCACCUCGCUCAUCCCUUCUCUCUUCCUCAACCAGUUCCAGGCUGCUGCGGGCCCUCAGAAGCCGACGAAGGGUGUCCACGCACUCACCCUCCUAGGUCGCGUGCUCAACGACGAUUACUACUCAUGGAAGACUAUCGCGCUCCCUCCUCCGAAGGACAGCGAAGACGACAGCUCGCUCGAGCGGGUUCUCCACCUUCGUGGCGAGGCUCUUGCGAAGCUCGUGGACGAAUGGACGGUCGACGGGACCAACGCGCAUGAGGUCCACAACAAGAUCGAGGAGAUCUUCUGGAUGAACGCGACCAUCUUCGGUGUCGGGGGCUGGUGGGGCCGCCACAAGUCCAAGACGGGCAAGUUCAACGGCGACUUCCUCUUGUUGCACCUCGUCACCUCCUCCCUCUUCCUCCCCUCCCUCGUCGCCUACCUCUCCCCGCAGGCGACGACGAUCCUCCUCCGCACCCACCUCCUCAACUCCCUCGCGAUGUAUGUCGCCCGCGGCCGCCCGCAGCUCCCAAUCGCCGACUUCAUGUCCUCCGUCACCACGACGCCCGCCGCGCCCUCCAUCGCGCCGACGCCCGCCGCGUGCGCCCCGGGCACGCUCGCGCCCGACGACCGCGCGCCGAACCCGUGGCUCGCGCUGCUGCAGAGCACGGUGGCGCACAAGGACGACCACCUCUGCAAGCUGCAGCGCACGCUCGCGCACUACGCCGCGCUGUACGGCGCCGCGCGCCCGGGGCACGUCGCCGCCGCGACGGAGCUCGCGGGCGCGGACGCGCUCGACGGGACGCUCUUCGUGCGCGUCGCGGAGCUCGCGAUGGACCGGAUCGGGUGGAUGCGGGAGGGGGAGGAGAUGCGGGAGUGGGACUUUGACGCGUUCUACCACGACUGA
Epithele typhae is the source of this 1575-nucleotide messenger RNA. RefSeq lists its product as uncharacterized. The transcript has 5 exons. Bases 1 to 1575 code for a protein of 524 amino acids. The record is from RefSeq and is a predicted model, not a curated record. Lineage: Eukaryota; Fungi; Basidiomycota; Agaricomycetes; Polyporales; Epitheliaceae. Gene Ontology annotation, molecular function: oxidoreductase activity.